AUGCUAGCAUGGGAGAGAGUAAUAACUCAGCCUACAGUGCUUUUUCGACGAGUGGUGAUCGGGAUUAACUGCAACGUUGAUAUGGUUGUUACCGGGACGAGUCUAUUAGAACGUCUAAAUGGUACUUCCACUAAUCGAAAGGACCAUGAAGUGAUCAAAAAUGUUAAUGAUUUGUAUGAAUCUUUCGCUUACUUCUUUUCACGAGGAGCUGCUGCCGAAAGACACAUAUCAGAUCCGAAAAUGUUUCAAAUACUUGCACAAUUCGCGGGUGAACCUCGUCAUCGACCUCAUCAUUACAUCGGUGGGAAUGCGGCUCUGAUGGCCCAAAAGAUAGCUACUUCUUUUCCGAGAACUACUACAUACUUGGUUGGUCCUAUUGGACCUCGAAGCCAUGUCUUACUUCAUCCAUCAAUAGUUCGUACGAAUUCAACUCGCAUUGUAAAGGAUGAGUUACAUGUCAUUAUAGAAUACAAACAAGGUGAAAUUCUUGAUGAAUAUGUAGCACCAGCUUCAUCACGUUUCAUUACUUCGCACGAUCAAUAUAGUGGCAGUGCUGUUGUGAUUGAAAUGUUUUUCAAAGCAAUAAGUCAGUUUAAUCCUGAUCUGGUAAUUUUAGCUGGUGUUCAUCUCCUGCAAAAUCAGAAUAAGGAAAUGCGGAUGGAGAAACUUCGCUUGAUUAAGCGAAGUUUGUUGCAAGUAAAACACAAUAUCCCUAUUCAUUUCCAACUUGGAAACAUGGGCAAUCCUGACCACGUUGCUGAAGUGCUUCAUAGAAUUGUGCCUCACGUUGAUUCGUUAGGUUUAAACGAACAAGAACUUGCAUUUUUCUCUCAUGUUGCUAAUGGGCCAUACACAGAUCUUUAUCCUGUUUUCCCUGGUGCAAUACAUGUGUACAAAGUAGUCGAAAUGUUGUAUUGGCUGUUGACGAAGUUUGGACACGAUAGUACUGAUCCAGAAUCAAAGAAUUACCAAUAUAGGCUAUCCAGAAUACACUUUCAUUCCUUAACCUUUCAUCUAAUGGUUUAUAAAGGGACGGACUGGUCGAAUUUGGCUUCUGGUCUGGCGGCAGGUGCCAAGGUUGCAGCCCGUCAGUCCUGUAAAAUUACAAAUGACUUGAAUACAGAUAAUUUGGAAUUAAGAAUAUCAAAGGCUCAUUUGCUUGACAAGGAAAUUGGAAAGCGAUAUGUUUUCGAACCACAGAGACCUAUAGCUUCAUGGAUGCGUAAUGACGUUAUAUUUAUUUAUACACCUGCGCUCAUAUGCAAAUUCCCAACCAGAACAGUCGGUGUUGAUGAUGCCGUCUCAGCUACUGGACUUAUAUUCUCGCAAUUUUAUCGAUUUUCUACCUGUUCUUGUGAUACUGAGCAACAAGGUUUAGGUACAGCAAAAGCUUGUUGGGUAAUUCUCAUUGUAUUUCAGAUAUUUGAAAUGGCGUUCUUAAAGAAGCAUAAUUCCCUGUGUUUGUUAAAACAAGUUUGGCUUAGUGGUAGAGCUACUAGUAGCAACAGGGGCGGACCUGCUAAGUGGUUAGAUGAUGCUGUAACAUAUGCAGAUAUACAAACAUCCUUUGUGGAUCCAUGCACUUCAUUGCCGUAUCCGGAAAAGGAAUUACACCGAUUUUUAGAAAAAAUACCGAAAAUAAAGGGGAAGAAUGACGAUAAAAUUGUUGUCAAAAGAAGUAGCAGUAAGAAACUUGAUUUUAGUCAUAUACCUAUCGAAGAACAAGUGGUUGUUUUAUUUCCUGGUCAAGGGACUCAGUACGUCGGUAUGGGUAAAAAAGUAAUGAACUGUGAAAGAGCAAUUGAAAUUUAUAAGGAAGCAUCAGAAAUAUUGCAAUAUGAUUUGCUGGAACUGUGUCUGGAAGGACCAAAAUCAAAACUCGACCAGACAGUUUAUGCUCAACCAGCUAUUUUCGUCAGUUCGUUGGCUGCGUGGGAAAAAGCAAAGGCAGAAAAUGAAACACUGAGUGUUCGUACGACUGACGUAGCGGGUUUCAGUGUUGGUGAAUUUGCUGCACUUGUACUUUCUGAAGUACUUUCUUUUGAGGAUGCUCUUCGGCUGGUAAAAAUUCGCGCUGAGGCUAUGCAGCAGUGUAGCUUGAGGUAUCAUUCCGGGAUGAUAACACUACGGGUAAAUGCGGCUACAAGACUGGAGGAUGCGUUAGAAGACGCCAAAGCUUACGCAUGCGAAAAAGAUCAGCCGCCGUUAUGUGAAGUAGCCAAUUAUUUGGUUUGCGGUGUGAAAGUCAUUGGAGCAUCGGAAAAUUGCAUUGAUUUUCUGAGCAGUAAUCAGGAGAAAUAUGUUUUUCAGGUGGUCAAAAGAUUGGAGGUAAAUGGCGCAUUUCACACCACUUUAAUGAAAGAUGCUGCUAACGCGUUGAAGAAUGCUCUGAAAGAUGUGAAAAUUAACCAGCAGCCACGGGUGAAUAUUUAUUCAAAUUACACAGGUAAAUUACAUGUGUACAACGAAAAACAGAUUCGUGAAGCGAUCGUCAAGCAAGUUUGUUCACCGGUUAAAUGGGAGCAGAUCCAACAACUACUUCAUGCAAAACACCAAGAUUUCAAGUUCCCAACAUUCAUGGAAGUAGGACCAGGAAAACAACUUGGCGCAAUGCUUUUGAAAAUAAGCAAGAAAGCUUACAAGAACUACGUAAGUUAUCCAGUGUAG
Brugia pahangi is the source of this 2667-nucleotide messenger RNA. Lineage: Eukaryota; Metazoa; Nematoda; Chromadorea; Rhabditida; Onchocercidae. The record is from the annotation of a GenBank genome assembly.